AUGGUUUACGCCCUCAACCGUUCCCUUAAUAGAAUCCCGUUAUGGGAGGAUAUCCGAUCCAUUUCCCUGUCUGUUGGCUCUUCUCCUUGGGGUAUCGGUGGUGAUUUCAAUGUGGUCCGCUUUAGUCAUGAAAAGCUAGGAGGCUCCCCUAUCGACAUCCAAGCCGUCACAGCCUUCAAUUCCUGUCUUGAUGACUCUGGGCUAAACGACCUUAGGUGGUCAGGUGAUGAUCUCUCCUGGCACAACAAGCGCUCUGGCAUUGACAGAGUUGCUUGCAAGCUUGACAGAGUCCUAGUUAAUGAUCCUUGGCUCUCCUCUCUUCCUUCCUCCAAUGCUUUUUUUGACCUUCUUGGUCUUUCGAAUCACUCCCCCAUAUCUCUUUUCGUCCUCCCCUUCUUAUCCUUUGGGCCAAAACCCUUCAAGUUCUUUAAUAUGUGGACCUCCCACCCCGACUUCCUUCCUGUUGUCCAAGCCGCUUGGGGUAUCCCUGUCUUCUCCUUCUCCUCCCCUCUUUUAGCCUUCUCUAAAAAGCUCAAAAAUGUCAAGAUGGCUCUCAAGUCUUGGAAUUCUUCCACCUUCAGCAACAUCUCAUCUAGUGUCUCCUCUUGUCGGGACAACCUCUCCUCUAUCCAGCUCCGUCUUCAGUCUAACUCCCUUAAUCCUUCCCUUGCUGAGGAAGAAGUCCUUGCCGCCUCUGAGCUUUCCUCCUCUCUUUCCCUUGAAGAAAGUUUCCUUAAGUAG
Messenger RNA from Telopea speciosissima, 741 nucleotides. RefSeq lists its product as uncharacterized. The transcript has a single exon. The coding region runs from base 1 to 741 and encodes 246 amino acids. Lineage: Eukaryota; Viridiplantae; Streptophyta; Magnoliopsida; Proteales; Proteaceae. The record is from RefSeq and is a predicted model, not a curated record.